GACUGUUGCGAUUCGAGAUGGACAUAACGUUCCUCGGUACCGCGUCGGCGCAGCCGUCACCGACUCGUAACCACUCGUCACUCGCCUUUCGCCCAGACGGCUCGGACGUGUGGCUCUUUGACUGCGGCGAGGGCACGCAGCACCAGAUGAUCAACCUCAUGGCCGACCACGCAACGCUGGCGCUGGCUGCUCCGGGCAACGCCAGCGCGGUUGUGAACGCGCCGCGCUUGGCCAGGAUCAGUCGCAUCUUCUUGACACAUCUGCACGGCGACCACUGCUUUGGCUUGCCCGGGCUAUUGUGCACGGCGGGCUCGGUCGUCUCGUCGGAUGUACUCCCAAAGACCAACCCGAUUCACAUCUACGGUCCACGCGGGCUCAAAGCCUACGUUCGCUCUAUGCUACUACAUACCAUGUCGCGCAUUGGCACAGGGUUUGUGCUGCAUGAGCUGCUGCUCGCCAAUGACACACCGUCGGCAAACGGCGAUCGCCAUAUUGAUGAAGUCCUUGGGGACGACUUUGUGGCGAUGUCAACGACUCUGGGACCCAACAAGGACGACAUUGCGACGGCCUACUGGACGCUGCAGACAGGCUCGGCGACGGCGUUUGAGAUUCUUGCAGCGCCAAUUCCACACACGGUGCCCACGGUCGGGUACCUCCUCCGCGAGCCAGCGUUGCCCGGACGCCUCAAUAUCGAGCUUGUGGCGCCGAUUCUGCAGCGCAACAAGGCGGCAUUGCAGCUGAAGAACCCGCUGGCGCUACUGCCCAAGCUCAAGAACGGCGAGACGCUUACGAUGCCGGAUGGCACGGUGCUGUCGCCAGAAACGUGUGUCGGUCCCACUCGACCCGGGCGCGUCGUUGUCAUUCUUGGUGACACCUCGGAUGCGCUCGCGUCUGCCUUUGUGCCGCUGACAGCCCGCGAUCCGUACGUCGACGUGGUCGUCCACGAAGCGACGAACGCGUGCUUGCCGUCCGAUGUCGCGGCCGGCGCGUCGCCGACCGACGUCGAAGCACAAACAAAAAGCCACGGACACUCGACGCCCGAGAUGGCGGGCGCCUUCGCCAACGCGAUUCGGUGCAAGCGACUUUUGCUCAACCAUUUCUCGAGUCGGUACAAAGGCGACGGCGCCGACGACAGCAUCGCUGUCAUGGACACCAUCAAAGCGCUCGCGGCAACUGCGUUUGGCUCGGAAAACGUCGUGUGUGCCCGGGACUUUAUGCAAGUCGCCAUUGCGCCACGACCCGUUUAA
Saprolegnia parasitica CBS 223.65 is the source of this 1247-nucleotide messenger RNA. RefSeq lists its product as hypothetical. Gene Ontology annotation, molecular function: 3'-tRNA processing endoribonuclease activity. The transcript has 2 exons. Gene Ontology annotation, cellular component: nucleus. The record is from RefSeq and is a predicted model, not a curated record. The coding region runs from base 18 to 1247 and encodes 409 amino acids. Lineage: Eukaryota; Oomycota; Saprolegniomycetes; Saprolegniales; Saprolegniaceae.